UCCGUCCGCCCGCGCCGCCACCGCAUCAUCAGUUCGCGUCGGAGACUUGUGUGCGACGCUCGUCUGCGAAGUCGUUCCCUCAGAUACGCUGCUGUUUACGGAGUGUGCCGUAACACGACACGUUUGGAGGGACCAACGCUACGCGUGUGCUGUGCUAUUGUGAACACUGGAUAUUGUGAUAUUUUGUGUUGUGAUAAUGCGUACGUGCUGAAAUUUGUAAUUGUUGCCAAUCAUCUCUUAGGAUUUUUGACUACGCAACCAGUUCCGGAUCAGCUCAGCCGAUUAUCGUUAUGAAAGUUGUUAGCUUACAAUUGCCAUCAGGACCCAGCAUGGAGCGGUUACCGCUUCCAUUCAGUCCUACAGAGCUUUUAUGGCGAUACCCACUACCGUGGGCGCCUCCGCCUUUGUCACCUCUCGGAGAUACAAAGGCCCAACUACCUUCAGGUCUCCCUCCAGAACCCAGACUUUGGACAAGAGAAGAUGUAGCCGUAUUCUUGAAAUGGUGUGAAAGAGAAUUUGAUUUACCAAACUUCGACAUGGAUCUGUUUCAAAUGAAUGGUAAGGCUUUGUGCCUUUUAACCAAAACCGAUUUAGGUGAACGUUGCCCUGGAGCUGGCGAUGUUUUACACAAUGUCCUUCAGAUGCUUGUGCGUGACGCUGCCCUAUUAGGAAGAGUGCCAUCAUCUCCAGUAACUCCAACUGCUCGAAGUGCUCCCUACCCGCCUUCUCCACACUCCCAUCCACCCACACCGACUUGGGCUGUAGCUGAUGGUUUCCAUCACUUUCAUAGCGCUGCUGCUGCAUCUGCCCAGCCGAACUCUGUUACUUUAAGCCCUGCUCCUUCUGUGGACAGUUCCGGUAGUCCCCAACGUGGUGAAACUAUGAGUUAUGCACCAUCUUAUGCCCCUCAAGUUCCCACUCAAACAAGUUCCGGAAGUAAUCAAUCAGAUUCCGAUGAAGAAGCAAAAUUUGCUCCCCCACCUCACUCACCUAAAGAAACUUCCUUGCCCAGUCCCGCUCCACAAACCCAUGCGGCGCCUCAACACUCGCAUUUCCGGACUCAGCAUCGUGAAUUUUUCCCCAAUGACAUGCCUGAAUCCAAUACAAAUGGAAGACUUUUAUGGGAUUUCUUGCAACAACUUCUAAAUGAUCCUACACAAAGAUACACCAACUAUAUCGCCUGGAAAAAUAGAGAAACAGGCGUGUUUAAGAUUGUCGAUCCUGCAGGACUUGCCAAGCUUUGGGGCAUUCAGAAAAAUCACUUGUCUAUGAACUAUGAUAAAAUGUCGAGAGCAUUAAGAUAUUAUUACCGAGUUAAUAUAUUACGCAAAGUGCAGGGCGAACGACAUUGUUAUCAGUUUCUGCGAAACCCUACAGAACUCAAAAAUAUCAAAAACAUAUCGCUUUUGCGGCAACAAAUGAGCCCAACCCGUGUUGCACAACAGCAACAACAACAGCAGCCGCCGCCUGUUGUGAAGGCUGAAAUGAAGGAAGAGCGGUGUGAAGAUGAACAUGUUGAAGAAGAUAUGCCAACAGAUUUGAGCAUGACAGCUUCUGAACCUUGGCGGAAGCGACCGCGGUCGGACCCCGCGCCCGCGCCCCCGUCACACGACAAACAUUACAUUAGCACCCUCAUUGGUGACAAUAAUAUGAUGAUGAAACCGGAAUCCGAAUACAAUUCGGAGUAUUACGCUCUUAAUCUUAAAAGUGAAAAAUGUGAACAAUGACUUGUGAAAAAAUAGACACGAUUAAGUGAUGUGUUAUUGUGUAUUGUCAAACUUACUCCACCCGAUAUAUUUCUAGUCAAACAUCUCUCAGAAAGUUAACAUUUUCAGUCUUCCGAUAUCUAAAUCUAAAUAUAUAUAUAUCAAUUAUUUAAAUUGACUGAGAGUACUUUGACAGAUAUAAUACGGUAUUUGGAGUCAAACAGGGUAUGGACCUUAAUGAUGCCUUUGUGCCACGUGAUGUUUAUCUGAUAGUGUCAAUUACAUAUAUAUAUAUUAUUUAGUUAGACAAGGGGACAGAGAUUAUAGGUGUUAAUUCAUAGAGACUAUUUGAAUAUAUUGUGCAAUGGACCAUAUACUGCAGACUGAUUUCGGCAGUUACAAAUUAUUGCCAAAAGAGAAAAAUUUUGUUGAGCGUAUUAGAUUGUGGUUUUUACGCGAUAAUAAUGCAUUUUGUUAAUUUAAUUAGUAUGUAUGUGUAAUAUAAUUAGGUAAAAAUAUUCUUGUUUAAAAACUUAACACAGUACAGUCUUAAAAAUAAGAAUAUUAUAAAUAUCAUACACACAAUGUUUGUGUCUUCCAUUGGUUCUUUUAGGCAGAAACCUCAUAAUUGUAGCAUGUGUCAUAAUUUUAAACAAAAAGCUACCACAAAAUAUAUGCAUGGACAAAUUGACUUUCCAUGAAAUUAUGUUUAGAAAGUGAAUUUCAUUUAGAAAACCUUUUAUGGACAAUAAAAUCGUCACUUAAUGCCUUAAACCAAUUUAAAAUUCCUCUGUGAUAAAAGUGUAAAGUGGUAGACUUAUAGUAUAUUAUGCUAGGCUUUUACUCAAUUAUUUCCAGCUACAAUUUUCUGUGAUCUCUUAUCAAUAUAGGUAAAUAUUGUAAUAGAGACUAAAAUUAUUGAGUUUGUAAAUAUUAGUUAUAAAUGUAAUAUAGUUUAAUAGAACUGACUAAAGAGUGAAUGAUGUAUGAUUUGUCAAACAAAAGGUGGAGCUUUAUCAAAGUACCUAGGUAUCAAUAAGUACUAUAAUAAUUGAGUUUGUAUUUUUGCAAUUAUUUCUAUUGGGCAUAUAUUGUGUGCCAAUACUUCCAACUUGUAAAGAAUAUAAAUAUAAUGUUUCAAAAAAAA
Molecule: messenger RNA, 2853 nt
Organism: Zerene cesonia (dogface butterfly)
Lineage: Eukaryota; Metazoa; Arthropoda; Insecta; Lepidoptera; Pieridae
Gene: aop
Product: ets DNA-binding protein pokkuri
Exons: 5
Coding region: 291-1727 (478 amino acids)
Biological process (GO): cell differentiation; regulation of transcription by RNA polymerase II
Cellular component (GO): nucleus
Molecular function (GO): DNA-binding transcription factor activity, RNA polymerase II-specific; sequence-specific DNA binding
Source: RefSeq, a predicted model, not a curated record